AUGAAUCGCGCCACCGAGCCAAGAGACCGUUACAAUCUCCGCAAGGCCCUGGCCCUCAUGGAAAGGGAUAUCAAAUUACUCAGAGAGACAGACACCCACGUUCUUGAUCAGGGUAUCAUGAAACGGUACAAAGUCCGAGCAUUACCGCUAAGUCUCAAUGCUCAAGACGCUCGCGCACCCAAGUUUUUUACCCCUUUCGUUCCAGAAAACAUGCCGGAACCUACGGCGGAGUAUGUCGACCACGAGUACAACACAUCUUCUACGCUGUCACCAGGCGAAUGGGGAUGGUCUAUCUACCUUUACCUUGACGCGUAUAUCCACAAGCUACUGGUCAAAUAUCCUGAGGUUUGGCGGACGUGGUCGUGCAAGCAGGUGGGAGAUUAUGAUUUCGGAGACCUCUACCGAACUUUCGACCCUAAAUUCGGAUCGCUGGCGAUCUGGCAUGUUUUAGAGUCCUCAAGGCCGCAUAUCAAGUGCAUCAUGCACAACAACCUCGACUCUGAUGACAACUACCUCCUCCGUGGGGAGGUGUUAACUGUCAUCCGCAUUAUGCUGGGCCAACUGAAGCAGAAGAUCUUUGUAAAUGAUAUGAUUGCACCGGCUCUACUAUUUUCGUUGAAUCGACGGCGUCCACGCGUCAUUGAGGCAUACUUUGAUGGACAGGAGCUGGUAGUACGCCGCACUGAACCCUAUGAUUUUCAAUAUUUGAACACAGAAGGGUUCAAAACAUUUGCGCAAUGGUUCCUUGGAGAUCCCAUCGGCGAUACAUCAAAAUGGGCAGUCCGGACUUGA
Aspergillus tubingensis is the source of this 792-nucleotide messenger RNA. RefSeq lists its product as uncharacterized. The transcript has 3 exons. Lineage: Eukaryota; Fungi; Ascomycota; Eurotiomycetes; Eurotiales; Aspergillaceae. Bases 1 to 792 code for a protein of 263 amino acids. The record is from RefSeq and is a predicted model, not a curated record.